Molecule: messenger RNA, 1071 nt
Organism: Penicillium atrosanguineum
Lineage: Eukaryota; Fungi; Ascomycota; Eurotiomycetes; Eurotiales; Aspergillaceae
Product: heme-dependent oxidative N-demethylase family protein
Exons: 3
Coding region: 1-1071 (356 amino acids)
Source: RefSeq, a predicted model, not a curated record
AUGACCGUCUUCUCACUGGUGGCACUUCCUAUCAUCUUCCUCUCUCUGGUCGUGAGAUAUCAAAAAGAAAUUCGACAUUGGUUGUGGAAUCGUCAAAAAAAGAACCACCAAAAUGAGUGCGCAAAACCUCCGUCCGACCUCAAACCACAGCCCAUUAAGGGCAGAGAGCGGUACCGCGUCAUGAUGGACAUUCGCAAGCUAGACGCCCAAAAUUGGCUUACCCUCGACAAAAACUACAUGGACGAGCAUCGCGUGCGAGAUGCCCUGCUUCGCGAGAAGAGGGACCAGGUUAUCCAAUGUCUACCCGAAUCGGUCGACGCUUGCCACGAGGCACUUGAAGAGGUGUCCAACUUUUUGUCGCAGCGCUUUCCUAACAUGUUCGAAACUACCAUGUAUAACAGCAAGCCGCACAUUCAGAAUCGCAUGACUGGUGAAAUGUUUGAGCUCGGUGGCUCGGUCCCAAAUGAGAACCUCACUGACGCCCUGGAGGCGGCGGUGCGGCUUACGAUGGAGGAUUUGAGCAUCUUAAUGAGGAAUGAAGAUGAUGAAUAUUAUCUAGCUGCUAGUGCGAGUCUCUUCCCUACAGGAUGGACAGUGGACCAGCGAAUUGGGUGGACAAUCUCCCGCAUGCACGAGCCAGUACCAUUAUGGCACCAACAAGUAGCAACAUCAGUCAGCAAAUUCCUUGUCCGGCUAACCCCAAACUCUCCAAUGGAACGAUCCAACUACUUCGUUGAAGUUAAAAGUCCAAACGAGAACCUCUUCGACAUCCUCUAUCGCCCAGGAUCCCUCUGCGAGAAAAAACUUUUCAACCCAUCCCCUGAUCAAAUUAUCAUCCGCCGCGAACGACAGACGUUCCGCCGACUACCGCGCACAGGCGCUAUCCUCUUCGGUGUCAAGACGUUUUUGACUCCUCUCGACGAGCUCCCUAUGCAGGAGUUGGAAAAUCUGGCCAAGGAGAUGGAGACUUGGCCUGAAAACGUGGGUGAGUACAAGGGGAAGAAUGUGUGGGGUGCGAAGGUGAAGGAGUUUUAUAGAUCAAGGACGCAAGUUGAGAAAGUGGAGGUAUAA